AUGGACGCUCAGGAAUUCCGCGAGGCUGCCAAGGCUGCUAUUGAUGAGAUAACCGAUUAUACCGAGAACGUCGCAGACCAUCGCGUCGUCUCAAAUGUCAAACCAGGCUAUCUCCGUCCUCUCCUCCCCUCCGCACCCCCAAUGGACCCUGAGCCCUGGUCCGCCAUCCACGAUGACAUCCAGUCCAAGAUCUUCCCUGGUAUAACCCACUGGUCAAGCCCUCGCUUCAUGGCCUUCUUUCCCUGCUCCAGCAGCUAUCCUGCUGCUCUGGCAGAGAUGUACUCCAACUGUUUCAACGGCGCCCACUUCAACUGGAUCUGCAGUCCUGCAGUCACUGAGCUUGAGACCAUCGUCAUGGAUUGGCUUGCGCAGGCGAUGGGACUGCCUGAGUGUUAUCUCAGUGGCGGAUCGACGCAUGGUGGUGGUGUUAUUCACGGAAGUGCUAGUGAAGCUAUUCUUACCAACAUGUGUGCUGCCAGGGAGAAGUAUCUUGCUGCUGUGACGGCUCAUCUUCCUGACGAUAGUGAGGAGAAGGAGGAUGCUCUUUGGAACCAUCGCAGCAAGCUUGUUGCUCUGGGAAGUUCGGGCACUCACUCGAGUACCAAGAAGGCCGCUCAAGUUCUUGGUAUUCGAUUCGCUACUGUUCCUGUCUUUGAGGCCGAUGGCUUUGCACUCAAGGGUAAGACUCUGGCUCUUACGAUCGCGAACCUCCGAGAACGUGGCCUCGAGCCCUUCUUCCUGACUGCCACACUCGGAACUACUGAUGUCUGCGCUGUCGAUGACUUCGAGGGUAUUGUCCAGGCUCUUAAGCCAACCUUCGAUACACCACAGGAUAUCUGGGUUCACGUCGAUGCCGCCUACGCAGGCUCAGCUCUCGUCCUCGACGAGAACCACCAUCUACCCAAGGCCUUUUCGUCUUUCCACUCUUUCAGCUUCAACCCUCAUAAGUGGCUUCUCACCACCUUCGACUGCUCUGCCGUCUGGGUCCGUAAGCGAGCCUGGCUCAUCCAAGCUCUCAGCAUCAAGCCCCCUUACCUCCGCAACCAAUUCAGCGACGACGAGCUGGUAACCGACUACCGUGACUGGCAAAUCCCUCUCGGUCGACGAUUCCGCUCUUUGAAGCUCUGGUUUGUCAUGCGCAGCUUCGGUAUCAGCGGUCUUCAGAAGCAUAUCCGCUCCGGCGUCGAGCUUGGUGAAAGUCUUCAGACCAAACUUGCCUCUCGCGAUGACAUCUUCACCAUCUUCACGCCCGCGCGAUUCGGCCUCAUUACUUUGCGAGUCAAUGGUGCGGAUGAAAAGGAGAUCAACGAUCGUACUGAGGCGGUGUAUGAAACUAUCAAUGCAGCGGGAGAGUACUAUCUUACUGCUACUGUUGUGAAUGACAAGUUUGCUAUCCGUGUGUGUACGGGUGUGACCAAGGUGGAGGAAGAACAUGUGCAGCGCAUGUUUGACAUUUUGGUUGAGACUGCGGAGGCUGAGAUUGCUAAGAAGGCAUAG
This is a messenger RNA of Fusarium coffeatum, 1497 nucleotides long. RefSeq lists its product as uncharacterized. Bases 1 to 1497 code for a protein of 498 amino acids. The record is from RefSeq and is a predicted model, not a curated record. The transcript has 2 exons. Gene Ontology annotation, molecular function: pyridoxal phosphate binding; carboxy-lyase activity. Gene Ontology annotation, biological process: amino acid metabolic process. NCBI's taxonomy places the organism in Eukaryota, Fungi, Ascomycota, Sordariomycetes, Hypocreales, Nectriaceae.